Molecule: messenger RNA, 1071 nt
Organism: Lodderomyces beijingensis
Lineage: Eukaryota; Fungi; Ascomycota; Pichiomycetes; Serinales; Debaryomycetaceae
Source: the annotation of a GenBank genome assembly
AUGGUAGAGAUAAUCAAGACACCCAUAGCAGAUGAUGUAAGGUUAAAUACUGCUGGAGAUCCUAAGCUUAAAGACAUCACCAGUGAAGUUAGGCUACAGCAAAAGGCAAUGGAGAAGCCAGCUGCAAGCAAGGCACCACCGAGUGCACAUCGUGAUUUGAACCUCUUUAGGAUACUGCUACAACUAUCACACCGGUUAUUUACCACCGGAUUGAAACCAAUCACCAACUCGCUACCCGAGAUGCUCUUCUUUUGCAUCAGCCAUUUGAUCUUGCUUUACAUUUUCUUCUUGAUUGCCAUUUUCAAGAACUUCCAAUUCGCCUACCGCAAGAGCUAUUUGAAAGUGCUUUCCUUGACCUAUUACCCGAACAAAUCGCCCCAGAUUAUCCGCGAUGACGUUAACAAGUUGAAGAAGAUCCCCAAGUCCGUUGCGUGCAUACUAGAUUUGAAAGAAGAGGGCGAAGAAAAUGGUGGCAAGGAUGGGUUCAUCAGUCAGAUUAGCGAGUUGGCUGCGUGGACCGUGAGUGCCGGGAUUGGCCGAUUAGUUAUCUACGAGUACACGGGUGCACUCAACCAGAACUACGAAGGUGUGGUUGACUUGAGCAAAAGCGUGGUGAGGAAUUUCAUUUCAUACUACGGCAGCGAAGCUGUGCCCAAGUUUUCAAUCAAGGUGCCUCACAAGAACCUCAUACUUUACAGUGACGAGUCAAUAGGCAAAAACCCCGAAGGCCAAAAACCGGUUGACUUGCAAAUUGAUCUAUUGAGCAGAGUUGAUGGAAAGCCCACUUUGGUGGAAUUGACCAGAACAAUGAGCGAACUAGCUGUCAAUGGGGAAUUGUCGAUUAACGACAUUACCAUCGACUUGAUUGAUGAAGAAUUGGUUGAAUUGGUUGGCCCGGAGCCGGACUUGUUGAUUUGCUUUGCCCCGUCUUUAAAUUUUCAAGAUUAUCCACCCUGGCAUAUUAGAUUGACCGAGAUCUUUUGGGAACCCGAUAACAAGGACGUCAAUUAUGCUGUGUUUAUCCGUGCAUUGAAGCAAUUCUCCUCCAGCAAGGUCAACGUGGGCAGGUGA